GCGCAGCUUCGCCGUGGUUUCGGUUGAGAAUUCUUGGCAACGUCUCACUUGGUGAACAGGCAGCAGACCGUCGGGCAACGGCUGUUUCCACAAUGUCUGGAGGAUUAUUUUAACGGAGCUGGAAGUGAGCGGAAACCCUGGAGCAGCGAAAGAGUUCGUAGACAUAGGCUGCUUUGAUCAAGGAAGACAGUUGGAGAGAGGACUGCAGAAUGAAUCAAAGCCAUCUCCAUCCUUAAGGAAGCUGAGGCUGAGGCUAUAAGGCACGGCCUGGCCAGGCCUGGCACAGUAUGGUUGGUUAAACAGAUGGCACAGUGCAGAGUGAAAAACCGGGCCGCCUCUGCCUGCACAGUGACGUCAGACAUCACCACAAGCUUCGCCUGCACAGCUGAGGGCAAAAAAGAUCUGCAUCAGACAUCAUCCAAGAAAGAAGCACAAGAAGAAGAGGAGGACGACGGCCUGGUUCCAGAUUGGAUGGACCAGUGAAGUCUUUCCCACCCUCCCUGUUAAAAGCAAUGUUUUUGGGAGCUGGAGGUCGUAACAGCACCUUCCCCAGCACCCCUCCCAAUAUGGGAUGCCAGCCCCCUGCCCCCCUGCCCUGAGCUCUCCUGGGGUGUCAUGAAUAGUUACAGAGACAGAGGGGUAACUUGCACCUCCUCAGACCUUCUCGAUGGAGGCGGAGGAGGGUUGCCCCAGCACACUCCAUUUCGUCACACCCCUAAUGGGCACCCGGCGCUAGGUCCCUCUGACCCGGUCAUCCAACCACGCAUCUCUGUGCCCAAAAUGGGUGUCCGUGCACGGAUCGCAGAAUGGCCUCCACGCCGUGCUCAGUCCCGGGAGUCGCUGCUCGAGAAUGGGCAGAUUGGCGGCAAUCACUACGGCGAUGACGGUUCAGUUUUAUCAGUUUUGUCUGACUUCAGGCUGGUGCGGGGAGGAGUCACCAGGUUGCCCCGGCGGAGGUCCAAGGAUGUAGGAGAGUUUGGCGGUGAGAGAAGUUCUCCUUUCAGCCUGAGAGUGUUCCCACCUUUGAGAAAGCGCUCCAACAGUGAAGUGACGCUGAGCGAACAAGAUGAAAAUGAGGUGGAGGCUCGAGGAGAUGGCGGAUUGGGGAACCGGUUCAGGGAAUACGGUAGCACCUCCUCCAUCGACAUCCAAGGCAUCCCUGACCAGAGCUUCUUUGACAUGAUCAGCCAGUUCCGCCAGGAGAGGCCUGACCAGCGCAGCUCUGCACCCAUACAAAUCGGCGAGCUGCUGCGUGCUCCAGACUCGCCACCUGGACCUCUCCCCUCAGCGCCCUCACCUGGUCCCACAGGUGUGGAAGACAGAGAGACAGGAAGGAAAGACGGCACUGAGAGAGUGAGAAAGAAAAGUGGAGGGACAGAGUCGUCGCUGGGCACCUCCUCUUUGUUUCGGAAACUUCGGAGCUCCAAUAGAGGGGAGCUGGAUGGAGGGAAAGGAGAAACUGUUGAGGACAGGGGAACACGAGCUGCCAUCAAUUCCUCCUUUAAAUCGUGGGUGUGUCCAAAAAGCUUUGUCCACUUUGACGCUCAGAGCAUCCUGUUUGACCUCCACGAGGCAGCGGCUCAGCGUGGCUUUGUCACGCAGAGGAGAAACACGGCCACGGGAGCAUCAGCAGCCUCAGUGUCUCUGUCAGUCUCCAGAUCCUCAGCGAGUGUAAACGACCCCAUUUACUCCAGCAUCGAGGAUCUGACUCUGAGCCUCGACCAGGGCUCCACCACGCCCUCACUGGGUGUGGACCCUCUAGAUGGCGCUGGAGCCCAGAGCUCCAGUCCACUUCUCCUCUCCUGCCCACACUUCCUCAAUGAAACCGGAGGCCACGGAGAGCGCAACAUCAGCUUCCUCAGCUCGUCAUUAGAACGAGGAGGAGAUGGAGGAGGAGGGGACGGGGGGAGGGGAUGGCUGAGGAAGAGUAACGCCAGCGUGUCAGUGGUGGAGGUGGCCACUGAAGAGCAGGCUACAAGACUGGAAAGACUGAAACUGUACAGCAUAGAGCAUGUAGACCUGGGCGCUAGGUACUACAGAGACUACUUCCAUGGAAAAGAGCUCUCAAACUACUUCGGGACAGACGAUAAGCUGGGCCCUGUGGCCUUGAGCAUCCGCAGAGAGAAACUGGAAGACACCAAAGACCUGAAAGACCAGUACCAGUACCGACUCAUCGUCAGGACGAGCGAGCUGGUGACGCUGCGCGGCUCCAUUUUAGAAGAUGCAGUGGCGUCUACGGGGAAGCACGGCACCGUUCGGGGUCUGCCACUCAAAGAGGUCCUGGAACAGGUCGUCCCCGAACUCAACGUGUCCUGUCUGAGACUGGCGCUCAGCACGGCCAAAGUCACAGAGCAGCUCCUUAAACUGGAUGAACAGGGGUUAAGUCAGAAGCACAAGGUGGGUGUUCUGCUGUGCCGUGCAGGGCAGAGCACAGAGGAGGAGAUGUACAACAACGAGGAGGCAUCGCCCGCCUUCUCUGCCUUCCUGGAGCUGCUCGGGGAGCAGGUGCUUCUCAAAGGAUUCACCAAAUACGCUGCACAGCUCGACACCAAGACGGACUCUACGGGCACCCACUCCCUGUACACCACCUACCAGGGCUAUGAGAUAAUGUUCCACGUGUCCACCAUGCUGCCAUACAUGCCCAGCAACCCACAGCAGCUCCUGAGAAAGAGGCACAUAGGGAACGAUAUUGUCACCAUCAUCUUUCAGGAGCCCGGAGCGCUGCCCUUCACCCCGCAAAAUAUUCGUUCACACUUCCAGCACGUUUUUGUUAUUGUUCGUGUUCACAACCCCUGCUCUGAAAACACCUAUUACAGUGUUGCCGUGACGCGAAUGAAGGAUGUGCCCCCCUUUGGACCACCCAUCCCCAGCGGCGUCACCUUCCGGGACCCAGAGACCUUUCGUAACUUCCUUCUCGCCAAAGUCAUCAACGCAGAAAACGCAGCACACAAGUCUGAGAAGUUCCACACCAUGGCGACGCGAACACGGCAGGAGUACCUGCGCGACCUGGCCGAGAACUAUGUCAGCAGCACGCCGCUGGAUUCGGCCGGCAAAUUAAACAACCUCAUCUCCCUCGCAUCUAAGAAACGGGAGCGCACGAAGGCGAGAGAGGGAGCGGAGCUGGGUGCUGCCGGGGCGGUCGCCUGGAGAGUCCAGGCCCAGGACUUUAGCGGAGGCGGGGGAGCAGAACUCCCCUGUGCCUUGGGUGUGUCGGCUGAAUACAUCGUCCUCAUAGACUGCUCCACCAAAGAGGUGGUGUUCAACUGUUUCUGUGCAGACGUGAUCGGCUGGACGCCGGAGCGGCUGGCACUGAAGAUCUUCUACGGCAGAGGAGACCACAUUGCAGUUCGAGUGCCAGAGGGAGGUGCACAGGACAUCAGGGAGAUGGUGCAGAGGUUAAAGUUGUUGACAGUGGGAUGUGAAACUGUGGAUAUGACACUAAGGAGAAAUGGACUGGGACAGCUGGGCUUCCACGUUCGCUUGGAUGGCACCGUAGCUGAGGUGGAGGAGUACGGCUUCGCCUGGCAGGCAGGCCUGAGGCAGGGUAGCCGGUUAGUGGAGAUCUGUAAGGUGGCUGCAGUGACGCUGACGCACGAGCAGAUGAUUGACCUGUUGAGGACAUCGGUGACAGUCAAAGUUAUCAUCAUUCCUCCAUACGAAGAAGGCGGGCCUCGUAGGGGCUGCACCGAGGAGUACGAGAUGAAGACCAUGGAGCAGAAACCAGAACCUGAGCCUCUAGCAGCAGGAUACCGACCCUCUCCUCGCCAGACCUGGCGAUGGGAGAACUCACCUGUUCCUCAAGUGCUCCACCCCACUAGCAUGCAGCGCUGGGCCCCCAUCGGCCCCCCACCUCCUCCACUAGUACGCUCACACAAGCCCCUGAUGCCAGUUCCCUACAGAGAGCCUCAGCACCUCAGCUCCAAGAGGCCGGUCAGCUACCCAGAGAACCACUACAGCCUGUCUCCUGCAGGAGGCGACAGGCCCUACAGAAACCCCUCAGCCAGCUUCUCCUCUCCUCCCUCCGGCCUGGUCAGUCUCACCACGAUGGGACCACCUGGAAUCUCACCGGGCCCCUUUGUGCGCUACAAACCUUCACCCGACAGAUUUGGAACAGGACAGCGCCCCCUGCUGCCGUAUGAUCCUCACCUCGGUGUGGACCUCCUCUCCAGUGGAGAAUCUUCGUCAGGCUUUACCAGUCAGGAGAGUACCAUGGAGCGCAGCAAAACAGAGCCUCUCUGGCAUGUCCCAGCGUCUCGAGGACCAGGUGGUGGAGGGGGGCAGAGGAGAAUGCCCAGACAGGAUGUCCCGGGGAAAGACUCUCCAAACAGACACUCGAAGGGUGAGACUCAGUACUCCAGCCACUCCAGCAGCAACACCCUAUCCAGUAACGCCUCGAGCAGCCACAGCGACGAGCGCUGGUUCGACGGAGGCGCACCUGGAGAGCGAGGAGGCGUGGGUUGCCUCGGUGAGCCGGCCGAUCCUGACCCCGACCUCCUUAACAAGGGAGGAUCCAACGAUAGCGGCAUCGACGCCUCGACCCACUACGGAAACGGUCGCCACAGUAACAUGUCCAACAGCCAGUCCCACAAGGCCAUGCACAGCUCUGCGACCUACAGUGGCAUCCCGGAGCUGUCGGUGGGAAGGAGCGGCGGCAGCGGGGGGGAGGCUAAGAGACGAGAGUCUUCGCCCAUUAUACCAGCUGCGGCCAAUCAGAACAAAGGGUACAGGACGAGGACGUUCCCUCCUCCUGGCUCCAGCGCUGAUAAAAUGGAUGCUUUCAAGCCCAGGGCCUACACACCGCAGGGUUACAAAACUCCAGUGGAGAAACCACGGCCUGUCCGAGCCUCUACCGUAACGCCCACUUCAGCUCAGCUAAGCUCCACCCCUCUGUCCAGCUCCGCCCCCAAGUCAUCAUAUGGCAAGAGCACACCAAGCGGUUGGCAUGCAGAAGACUCCAACCCCUCUCCUUCAAACUCGACUACAGCAUCGAGCUCCGACAGCAGCAACAGCAAGAAGCAGGUGGACACAAAUUCAAAGAACGUGUUUGGACAACCUCGUCUGCGAGCGUCACUGAGGGACCUGCGCUCGCCACGACGGACGUACAAGAGCAGCAUCGAGGACGACCUGAAGAAACUGAUCAUCAUGGACAACCCGGGGGAGACGCCGCAGAGAGACCCUUCUCCCAGACGCCCCCUGCAGCGCACCUUUUCCGACGAGUCGCUGUGCAGCGGACGCAGGGACGCCGGCUUCGCCAGCUCUGAGAACCAGACGACUCCCAGCGACGUGCUGUUCACCUGCACGCUGCCCACACGCAAACACGCCGGCUCCUCCAACCACUCCAACCACAUGCAGAGCAAGAAGGUGCCGCUCUCUGCAUCCGAGCUCUCUCUGACCGAAGUGAGAGACAAGCUCCCCCCUCUGAGGAGGCUCGACCCCGGCAUGAUGCCCCUCCCUGACACAGCCAGCGGACUCGAGUGGUCCAGCCUGGUCAACGCUGCUAAGGCGUACGAAGCACAAAGAGCGGGUUCCCUGUUCUCGCUGACUGACCCGCAGCUCGGAGGUCCAGACACGAGACCGGCCGCUAGUCCAGUCCAGUUUCAGACUCCUCAGACGCCACGGACCACGCCCACACUCAGCAGCGAUGAGGUGCCCAACGAUCUGUCCGGUCGGCUCUACCACCUGGAAGUGAUGCUGAAGCAGCUGAACAAUGACCUGGAGAAAGAGAAGAAAGAUAAGGUCGUCUUACUCGCUGAGAUGGCCAACCUGAGAGAGAACAACCAGCGGCUGCAGGUGGAGAGCCAGACUGCCAGCGAGCAGCUGCGCAAGUUCAGCGUGCUUCUGACCAAUCUCAACAAGCCGGGCAGCGACCACGAGGCUCACUCCUUAGCCGAUUCACAGAGGGAGUGACCGACAGCCAAGGAAGAGAGUGAGGUUCAGGCCAGAGGGAGGGGCUUUCAGUUCCCAUGAUUCCUUGCACUCACAGGGGCGGCAGAUGUCACACUCAGCUUCCACUGGGCUGCCUUAAACCAGAGAGAAAAAGAUGAUCUGGAUUUUUUUAAACCCUUCCAGUAGAGAACCUCCCUCUCUACACGCUCCCUGCUCUGAGCCUGUUUAUUUUUCUAACUGACGUCUGGAUAUUUGUCACACGGUGUAAAUACAUCUGCUACUAUGCCGGAGGAGCGAGCAGGAGUGGAGAUCCUGACUGUUUUAGAGAACACUACAUCACCUGGAGAGGCCUAAUACUGUUCCUGCAGCCAAUCAGCCAAAAAAAAUAAAUAAAUAAGACUGCAUCUCCCAGAAUGCACUAGAAGAGAGGGAGCUCUACAGACGUGGUACUGUAGAUAGAUGCCUGUGUGGUACAAUUCUCAUAUAUCAAUAUUAUCGACAAUGUAAUGAUAUUGUAAAGAGACGUACUAAAGGUGUGUGUGUGUGUGUGUGUGUGUGUGUGUGUGUGUGUGUGUG
This is a messenger RNA of Pundamilia nyererei, 6462 nucleotides long. It is a transcript of the gene sipa1l3, whose product is annotated as signal-induced proliferation-associated 1 like 3. Gene Ontology annotation, cellular component: cytoplasm; Golgi apparatus; plasma membrane. Gene Ontology annotation, biological process: epithelial cell morphogenesis; regulation of small GTPase mediated signal transduction; establishment of epithelial cell polarity. The record is from RefSeq and is a predicted model, not a curated record. The transcript has 25 exons. Gene Ontology annotation, molecular function: GTPase activator activity; protein binding. Lineage: Eukaryota; Metazoa; Chordata; Actinopteri; Cichliformes; Cichlidae. Bases 616 to 5907 code for a protein of 1763 amino acids.